This is a messenger RNA of Passer montanus (Eurasian tree sparrow), 1990 nucleotides long. Its product is annotated as bifunctional endo-1,4-beta-xylanase XylA-like. The transcript has 2 exons. The record is from RefSeq and is a predicted model, not a curated record. Lineage: Eukaryota; Metazoa; Chordata; Aves; Passeriformes; Passeridae. Bases 82 to 711 code for a protein of 209 amino acids.
AUCCUGGACUGGAUUCCAGCUGGAGUCUGGAAUGGAGUCGGCAAAGGGAAAACCUGGACUGGAUUACAGCUGGAGUCUGGAAUGGAGUCGGCAAAGGGAAAACCUGGACGGGAUUACAGCUGGAGUCUGGAAUGGAGUCGGCAAAGGGAAAACCUGGACUGGAUUACAGCUGGAGUCUGGAAUGGAGUCGGCAAAGGGAAAACCUGGACUGGAUUCUGGCCUGAGUCUGGAAUGGACUUGGCAAAAGGGAAAACCUGGACUGGAUUCCAGCUGGAGUCUGGAAUGGAGUCGGCAAAGGGAAAACCUGGACUGGAUUCCAGCUGGAGUCUGGAAUGGAGUCGGCAAAGGGAAAACCUGGACUGGAUUCCAGCCAGAGUCUGGAAUGGAGUUGGCACAAGCAACAACCUGGACUGGAUUCCAGCUGGAGUCUGGAAUGGAGUCGGCACAAGCGAAAACCUGGACUGGAUUCCGGCCGGAGUCUGGAAUGGAGUCGGCAAAAGGGAAAACCCGGAAUGGAUUUCAGCUGGAAUCUGGAAUGGACUUGGCAAAUUGGACCGGACUCUAGGUCAGCCUUCACAAGGCAGAAGUCCACGACAGCCCAGGCAGAGAACAAAAUGCCAUAAAAGCAGCAAACCAAGUCUGAAGUGGCAUCAGAAGCCCACUCUGGAGUGCCUCCCUGCUGGACCCUGCCAGGCUGUGGCUGUGACUUAGGCAAUGCUGUGGCAACCUGAGGCAGAGCUGUGGUAAACGGGCUCUGAAAAAGUGCAGUCAUUUGGGGAAGUAAUGCAAUUCAACAGUAUGAGGGACUGCUUGCUAAAGAGUUGGGGGUGCCUCUGGCUGUUGCCAUGCACCCAGAACUGUUACUUUUGCUUUAUUGAUCUGUCCUUUAUUAUCCUGUAUUAAACUCUUAAAGUUUUGAGGAGAGGGGUUUGUUUCUCACAUGCACCAUCCCUCCUUUAGCAUGAAAGAGGCACUUUUAGUGCUCGUGUGUGUGCUGGCAUCUGCUGGCUGUUGGUGUCAAGGCACUGCUGUAAAUAAUGCCCUAAAUGGUAAGGAAUUGUUGUCAGACAAGGUUAUUCCUUUCAAUGAGAGAACUUCUUGCUCUAAAUUAGCCACAAGUGCCUCUGAGGGGGAAACUCGUGGGUUUCCUCAAGCCCUACUGAUAUAACAGAAAUGAUAAAAGAGGGAUGGUAUCAAAUUUCCCUAUCAGGAAACCACAGAUGUGUUGCUUUUAAAUUUUGAGGUUUGGAUAUGUCUGACUGUGUGUGAUUGACCUCUGCUCAUGAAGGCUGCUGGUCUUACAAUUCAGAAAUGAGGGAAGAACAGCUCAGGAGAUUGUGUUCUGCCAUUAGGUAAAUUAUACAUGCAGGAAGUGUUGGAAUUAGUUACAAAUCUUUCUCCUGUUCUAUUACAAUUUUGUGCUGAAAGAAAAAUGCUUUGCCUAAGGCAAGCACUAAGUCUGGGAGCUAAGACACUGUUUUUAUGUUUCAAAGUUUACUCAAACAAUAAAUUAUGCUUUCGCUCGGAUAUUAUUAACUAAUAAUUCAAGGCUGGAAACUUCAGUCAAGUGUGAUAAAAGAAUUUGGCUGAGUGGCAGGCAGCCACGUUCUCCUAAAUGCCAGCAGCAAGAUCUGUUUACACAAUAAAUCACUCCUGUGAUAAACUGUCCUUAACUUACAACUCCAGAUGGAAGACUUCAAGUCAGGCCAGUGAUUUAGCAGCGCUGCUAAUACCUGAGGUGACAUUUUUAUUGCAGAUGAUAAUAACCAUAUUGGUAAGAUUAGAGUUAUGCUGUGCUUUGCUGUUUCUUCUAAAAAUUAGGCAAGGCUGAAAAUAAUUAUGGAAGUGUUCUGUGUGUUCAUUGGUCAUGGGGUUGGAGCACACUGUGCCUGCAGUCACCCAAACCUGAGAUGUGAUCAGCCCCAUGUUUGCUAAUGUUUGCAAAGUUCUCUCUUGCAUGGGACAAAAACCUGUUUCAAUAAAACUUCAU